Messenger RNA from Lates calcarifer (barramundi perch), 2841 nucleotides. It is a transcript of the gene tmc8, whose product is annotated as transmembrane channel-like 8. Gene Ontology annotation, cellular component: plasma membrane. Gene Ontology annotation, molecular function: mechanosensitive monoatomic ion channel activity. The record is from RefSeq and is a predicted model, not a curated record. NCBI's taxonomy places the organism in Eukaryota, Metazoa, Chordata, Actinopteri, Centropomidae.
UCAAAUUCAGCAGAAGUCACAGUCAGUCUAUGGGCAGACAUACAGACCAUCUGCUCCACCUGCCAGAAAGCGAGCCAUAUACCAGCAGGGCUUCGAAGAACAACGCUAACCACAAAUCACCCUUGGGAGGGUCCUCACUUCAGCGUGAUAUUGACGUGAGGGGCAAAAAGGAUAUUUUUGUGCAAAAUGCGGAAGUAGUUUUAGAACUUGAGGUUGCGCCUUGGGUGGAGAUGUAUGUUGACUCGUGUUGCAUGUGAAGUAAGAAGAUUGGGUGUUUGUUGUUGAAGAGGAGGCUCAGGGUGAGAAAAUGGAGGAGCACAAUGCUGUCAGCUUCAUGAGACUCUUAUCAGAUGAGAGCACCCAUUCCUCCCUGUCGACGGACUCCUGUGAGUACUACCAGACAGAGAUAUUUGACCAGCUGCCCAGCACCCAGCAGAACAGACAGGGGUUUUCAGAUGUCUGUGAGACCUACCAGGGCAGCCAAGAGCUGGGGGAGAAGCUCAGCAAUGGCCCCCUGUCCAGAGGACCCAGAGACAGGGCGUCAAUGCAGCCACUCAAGAAUCUGGCCAUGUGUAUUCAGGCGAAGCGAGAUGCCAGGGACAGGAGGAAAAUGGAAAUCAGCAAUGUUGGUUUUUGGGAGUCCUGGAGGCAGAGCCAGAGCAUCAACAGGAAAAGGGUGUGGGCGCAGAUGGGAGAAGUUCUGUCAGGGCUGUUGCCAUGGCAGCACACUCUCCACACUAUUGAAGGCAGGUUUGGAGUGGGUGUGAAGUCCUAUUUCGUUUUCCUCAGAUAUCUGAUUUACUUGAACCUGCUACACUGUGCUCUUAUCUGGGGGUUCAUUCUGGGGCCUACAACAUUUUAUGGCAGGAGGAACGGCAGUGAACCUUUGAGGUUUGGGGGCAAUGACUCAGUUUUAGAUUUCCUCCUGGGAUCGGGUUACCUGGAUCGUUCUCCAGUGUUCUAUGGCUUUUACACGCGUGGUUCUCUGAAUUUGCCGUGCUUGAACACACCUCUGCUGUACUUUGCUGGAAUCCUCACCAUCCUCUUCCUAAGUCUCAUCAUGGUGGUCCGCCGAACAACAGUCGGCUACAAGCACACCUGGAUGCUUGGGAAGCGUUACAGUAUGAAUGUGAGCUAUAAGAUCUUCUGUGGCUGGGACUUCACCAUCCAGGACCCCAGUUCAGCAACUCUCAAAUCCAGCUUCAUCAGGAAUGAACUCAAGCUGCUCCUGGAGGAGCAGAAUUUCUCCCUGCGUGAGGCUCAGAGGACCCUCGGACAGAGAGUGCGCCUCUACCUGCUCAGGUUUAUCCUCAACGUGCUCAUCGUGUCCCUGCUGGGUGGAGCCUUCUACCUCAUCUACACCGCCACAGUGAGAUCACAGAAUGACAACGGCAACAGAGACUACCACUUGCUGGUCAGGCUGUUCCUCCAGUACCUUCCUCCCAUCACCAUCACCUUUGUCAACCUGGUCCUCCCUCACAUGUUCCGUAAGAUCUCGUCUUUUGAAGACUACUCCUUCACCACACAGGUCAAUGCCACGCUUGUGAGGAGCAUCUUCUUGAAGCUGGCCUCACUGGGGAUCUACUUAUUUUUCCUUUUCACAAAAACAACACAUCAGGAAUGCAGGGAGAACCAGUUUGGCAGAGAGAUGUACAAGCUGUGCAUUUUCAACUUCCUUGCCACUUUCUGCAACGCCUUUCUUUUGAACUACCCGAGGAAGUUGGUGCAGGAGAAGAACCCUACAUCCUCGCUGGCCCGGUUGCUGGGGAAACAGCGCUUCCUGAUACCGUUCAACGUGUUGGAUCUGGUGUACAGUCAGACAGUAUCCUGGGUGGGGAUCUACUACUGCCCUCUGCUGCCUCUGAUAGGAAUUGUCACACUGGUGCUCACGUUCUACAUCAAAAAGUUCACAGUCCUGCGGUGCUGUGUUGCAGAGCAGCGAAUGUUUCGAGCCUCCAGUUCUUCAGUUUUAUUCCACUUCAUGUUGCUGCUUGGUCUCUUCAUGGCUGCAACCACAGUGGGCGUCAACAUCUACCAAGUCAGAAUGGACAAUACGUCACUCUGUGGUCCAUUUGCAAAUGGAGAAACAGUAUUUAAUGUGACAGGAGUGUGUGUGGACAGUCUACCCAGCCUGGCACAGAGCACUCUCCGCUACCUGGCCUCUGAGGCCUUCGCCCUGCCGCUAAUACUCACUGAAGUUAUAAUCUUAACCUCAUAUGUGUCACGGGGUCGAGCCAAUCAGAGGGCCAUUGAGAGACUGAAAGACAUGCUAGUUAUGACCAGUUCAGAUAAGCGUUUCCUGGUGAAACAGCACACCACACUGCUCAAACAUAAGAAGGACACACACAGAAUCAAUUCUGCGGCCAUCAGAGAGGACGCCCCGCUCAGUUGCUGUGAAGAUCCCCCUCCACCAAUGUAAACUGAUUAAAGUGCUCAAGCUGACAGGCCUGUCUGUCUACACACUUCCACUGAGAUAUAAAGCACUGGUCUGGCUGACCACAGCCUGGAGGCCUUUAGCUGCCUGUAAAUAAAAAGUAAAAGACUGAUGAACUCUUAAUUUUUACAGAUAUACAAAGAUAAGAAGUGUAGGUUUUUUCUGUAACAGGUCACAGUCUUCUUAAUUCAAUCCUCAUAUAAUGUGCUCUCAAAUUUUAAUGUUGGUUUUGAGUGUGUUAAGCUUGGUUUAUGUCAUUUAUAGACACUGUAUAAACUUUUUUCAGUGUAAAUGAAUAUACUCAUAGAUUCAUGGACAUAAUAUCCAUAGUUAUGAUCCAAAAUGUCACUGUAUAUGUAUCCAGUUAAAUGUGAAUGUUUUUCAAAUAUAAAGCUCAUGAAAAUGUU